AUGGCUCUCAUGUAUGGGAAGGAAAAGAUGCAGAGCAUGAACCGAAAAUCUCCUGAAACUGGAACGAUCCGUCUAUUUGAUCGCACAGACUACUACUCUGUCCACGGGCAGGAUGCUCACUAUGUCGCAACACACGUCUUUUGUACCAACUCUGUCCUGGAGUAUCUAGGUGCUGGAGGCAAGGCUGGUGGUCUUCCGAGCGUCACGCUCAGCCACACCCUGGCACACUCAUUUUUGCGAGAUGCCAUCACAUCUAAACAGCUGCGCGUAGAAAUAUGGGUGCCCACGCCUGGGCAGGGAAGGAAAGCUUCCAAUUUCGUAACACUUUUCUGGCCCAAGAAAGUCAAGGCGUCGAAAUUGGAGGACAUUCAUGCCAAAAUGGUGAUGAAGGAAGCUGCACCACGAGCGUCUGCGGAAGCCUCGACGUCUGCUAAGAAGCCUCGGCCCAUUACAGGUGGCAAGAGCAAUGGCACACCAUCUACCACGAUGAAGGCCAAUGGCAAAGCCCAUUGA
Molecule: messenger RNA, 513 nt
Organism: Suillus plorans
Lineage: Eukaryota; Fungi; Basidiomycota; Agaricomycetes; Boletales; Suillaceae
Exons: 3
Coding region: 1-513 (170 amino acids)
Biological process (GO): mismatch repair
Molecular function (GO): mismatched DNA binding; ATP binding
Source: RefSeq, a predicted model, not a curated record